GGAUGAUGAUGAUGCGUUCAGUGACCGCCGGAAACUCGGAAUUUACAGUUUUUUACUAGGAUGAAUAAAACAAGCGCCACGACGGAGUCUGGUGUUUAUAACGCGAAUGUAACAUAAAAUGAAUAUUUCCGACACACACUGAAUGCAGCAUAAUCCUCUUCACGUGCGGUGAGUGUGAAAACACGGACUGGACUCUGGCCUUUUCGCGCCAUUUAUUGCUUAAAUAUUAACCGGAAGUCUUGGUUAUAACGUUCAGACAGAGUCUAAAAACAAGAAGAAUUUAAACAUGUCAGCGUUGUUUAAAGGGAAACUGUUGGACCAGAACCACAGAAGAACAAAG
Messenger RNA from Austrofundulus limnaeus, 340 nucleotides. Its product is annotated as heat shock factor 2-binding protein. Lineage: Eukaryota; Metazoa; Chordata; Actinopteri; Cyprinodontiformes; Rivulidae. Gene Ontology annotation, cellular component: cytosol. The record is from RefSeq and is a predicted model, not a curated record.